UAAAUUAUUAACUGUAAAUAUUAAAAAAAUGGAGAAGACCAGCACUGCAGGAGCCAAUCGAAGCAAGCGGGCACCGAACUUCUCGGAUUCGGAACGCAUCUUGCUGAUGGAUCUUUUAAACGAUCCCGCUCGACCGUUUAAAAGCGUCAUCGAGUGCAAGAAGACCGACGCUGUGUCUUGUAAACAAAAAGAUGCAGCGUGGCAAGAUGUGGCGCAGCAUUUCAACGCCUGUACCAGCAGCGCUGCGCGGGAUCCUUCCCACCUUAUGACGGCGUGGCGAAAUCUAAAAACCCGCGGAAAGAAAUAUUCCGCCGCACGUCGUCGGGAAACCUUCCGUACCGGAGGUGGUCCGCCGCCCAAGGAAGAUGAUCUGAGCGCCAGGUUUUGUGCAACUUUUCCAUCUCAGUUGCAUCCCCUGGAAAAUUGCUUCGAUUCGGAUUCUACAUUGAAUCAGGAUCAGUUGCGUGUCGGUAUGCAUGAACAUAAUGGCUAAAAUAUUUAAAAAGGUUUCAA
Molecule: messenger RNA, 513 nt
Organism: Ciona intestinalis (vase tunicate)
Lineage: Eukaryota; Metazoa; Chordata; Ascidiacea; Phlebobranchia; Cionidae
Source: RefSeq, a predicted model, not a curated record